Molecule: messenger RNA, 2639 nt
Organism: Microtus oregoni (creeping vole)
Lineage: Eukaryota; Metazoa; Chordata; Mammalia; Rodentia; Cricetidae
Gene: Art1
Product: ADP-ribosyltransferase 1
Exons: 5
Coding region: 114-1112 (332 amino acids)
Molecular function (GO): NAD+ poly-ADP-ribosyltransferase activity; NAD+-protein-arginine ADP-ribosyltransferase activity
Source: RefSeq, a predicted model, not a curated record
GCAAUAAGAUAAGAGGGAGUCCAUGUCCACUAUGCCUGCAUUGAAGAAGUGGAAGCAGGAGGGUCAAAGAUUGAAGGGCAUCCGGCACAGUGACCAGUUCCAGGUCAGCACAGAUGAGGAAAAAGAGACAGCAGCUUGCCCAGGUCACCUCCAACAUGAAGAUUCCAGCCAUGAUGUCUCUCUUCCUGGUGUCUGUGGGCCUCUGGGAUGAACUUCAGGUUCAAAGUCACUCCAUGACACAACUAGACAUCUUUUCUCAAGAAACACCCCUGGACAUGGCCCCAGCGUCCUUUGAUGACCAGUAUGUUGGCUGUGCAGCAGAUAUGAUAGCGGCUCUGGCUGACCUCAACCACUCAGAGUUCCAGACCAACAAAGUGUACGCGAAUGGUUGGGCUCUGGCCAACACCCAGUGGCAGGAGCGCAGGGCCUGGGAGUCAGCUUGGGACCUCAGCCCAACCAUUUUUCCUCCACCACCCUCGGGCUUCAGGGAUGAGCACGGGGUGGCGCUCCUGGCCUACACUGCCAACAGCCCCCUGCACAAGGAGUUUAACGCGGCUGUGCGCGAGGCCGGCCGCUCCCGGGCCCACUACCUCCACCACUUCUCCUUCAAGACCCUCCACUUCCUGCUCACCGAGGCCCUGCAGCUGCUCGGGAGCCAGCGAUCUCGCGGGUGCCGGCAGGUGUACAGGGGGGUGCAUGGCCUGCACUUCCGGCCAGCCGGGCCCGGCGCCACCGUCAGGCUGGGGGGCUUUGCUUCUGCGUCCCUCAAGAACGUUGCCGCCCAGCAAUUUGGCGAGGACACCUUCUUUGGUAUCUGGACCUGCCUCGGGGCCCCGAUUGGGGGUUACUCCUUUUUCCCCGGCGAGGAGGAGGUGCUGAUCCCCCCUUUUGAGACUUUCCAGGUGAUCAAUUCCAGCCGACCUGCCCAAGGUCCCGCGCGCAUCUAUCUUCGUGCUCUGGGCAAACGCAGCACCUACAACUGCGAAUACAUAAAAGAAAAGAAGUGCAGAGCUGGGCCCUGCCGGUUGGAUAGCUCAGCUCCAGGCUCCGUCUCUGCCUCCUGUUCCCUCCUGCUGCUGCUCUUGUUCCUUGUGCUGAGGGACCAUCCAUAGGACCCAGGUCUCCUGUGACCUACCAGAUGUUGACCGGCCCUGCCUGUGCACUUUACCUGUCUCAGGAUCAUGGUGAAUCAGUCUCUGCAGGGAAGCCUGGGCCUUCUAUGGCAAUGACCUUCCAGAUGCAUUGGCGGUGGAGACACAGAGAGGAUUUGGAGACUGAACCUUGCUCAGGCUGUAGGAGCAGGACUAACUGAGGUCAGAAGACUCUAGGGUAGAAUAGGCAGAGACUCAUUUGGAACCUGAAGACAUCAACUCCUUGUUGGUGAUGAUGGGGGAGAAUCCCUGGCCAUGGGCCAUGCAGGGGUCACUUAAAUGUCCCUCAUGUCUACCUGGAAAGUUCUUGUUCACCCUCCUGCCACCUGGCUAGGUUAGAGUACCUGCCUUUCUAUUCUAUUUUUGCUGGCCCCUGAGUAUUCCCAGGUCAGGCUAUGAGCUACCUUUUCUUUUUUUCUUUUUCUUUUUUUUUUUUUGAGACAGGGUUUCUCUGUGGCUUUGGAGCCUGUCCUGGAACUAGCUCUUGUAGACCAGGCUGGCCUUGAACUCACAGAUAUCUGCCUGCCUCUGCCCCCCCGAGUGCUGGGAUUAAAAGUGUGUGCCACCACCUGGCCUCAGGCUGUGAGUUUCUUAUGGGUAUGGUCUGGGAAGAAGACACAAAGAAAGUGCCAGAAGCUGUGUGACAGUAAGAAAGCAACCAAUCCUGUGAGUGGGGACACCUGUACUCCACCUACCUGGGCUACCGAUGAGCUCUCUAAACGUCACUGUGUGAGAACAGGUGGCUGUGGCUAACUAUAAGGAGGGACAGAAGGGGAAAUGACAGAAAGGUUUAGGCUCUUUCUCAGGGUCCUGUGAAAUCCUAAUCACUUUUUUUUUGCUACUGUUGUUCCCAGAAAAGUAAUUUCUUGGCUAGCAAGAUGGUUCAGCAAGUAAGGGUGCUUGUUACUAAAGCUGACAACUUGAGUCUGAACCCUGGGUCCCAUAUGGCAAAGGGAGAGAACCAACUACCCACAUUGUUCUCUCACCUCUACAAAUGUACCCUGGUGCAAGAGCACGCACACACACACACACACACACACACACAAAUAUGAUUUUUAAAAAAGAUAUAUUUUUUGCAUUGAUCUGUGUGUCCUAAGAUUCCUACCUAUGAAGACAAACCUGGAUCCCCAACUUCUGGAUGUGGCCCCAAGGAGAAGACGAGACAUGGAGGAGGUGCUGGGCACACUCUCAUUUAUUAUCUAUUGAAGCUCUGGAAUAAAAGUUUAUAUUGCCUUCUGUUCCGGACACUAGACCAUGAAUUUCUAUCCCCUAGAGCCUUCGCAGAGAUGAGCAGGAUGAGCAUCUGCAGCUGCUAAGGAUGACAUGCACAUGUGUGCCUUUGUCCCUUAGCAAGUAGUCUACACUCUAGCUGGGAGUGGUAGCACCUGCCAGCAAGUGCCUUUGGAGAGGCAGAGGCAGUGGGUCUAUGUGAAUCCAAGGCCAGCCUGGGCUACAUAGCAAGCUUCAGGCCAGCAGGAGGUACCUAGU